Molecule: messenger RNA, 1107 nt
Organism: Striga hermonthica
Lineage: Eukaryota; Viridiplantae; Streptophyta; Magnoliopsida; Lamiales; Orobanchaceae
Source: the annotation of a GenBank genome assembly
AUGGUCUCAUUCGGAGAGCCAUGGCCGGAGCUCAACGACGGCAUACAUUACCGUGAUCUUAUCCGACCCUCCGAUGCCGGUGCGACGCUGAUUGAGUUCUAUUCUAGGAAGUACAAAAGCUCAGCUCCUUUGCACGGCUGGUUGCAGAGAAUUCACGAUAAGCAGAUAACGAUCGAUGGCUGUGUUGUGACCGAUCCUGAUACGAUUCUCAGGGGAGGUGAAGCACUGGUUUAUCAUCGCCUGCCUUGGAAAGAGCCCGAUGCCCCGUACUUGCUGGAAAUUCUGUACGAGAAUGAAGAUGUGAUUGCUUUGAAUAAACCCUCGGGAUUACAAGUUCUACCCGGAGGACUAUUUCAGCAGCGAACUGUCUUGACACAACUCCAAAGGCAUGCAGGAACCCCGACUACAACAAAGCAUCAAGAGCGUCAUCCUGUUCCUGUUCACCGUCUCGGGAGGGGCACUUCAGGAAUAUUACUUUGUGCAAAAACAAAGAUCACAAAAUCUCGUCUGGCAGCUUUUUUUGCUGAUGGGACAUCUCUUGUUGCGGAAUGUCGGAAAACUGAUACGGACCAAAAGGUAACAAGGAAUAUAACAAAAGUAUAUCGAGCCCUAGCAAGUGGGAUCAUAGUGGAAAAUGAGGUUGUCAUUGAUCAACCAAUUGGGCCAGUUAAAUAUCCUGGCGUUGCCAAGGGGUUGUAUGUUGCCUCUCCUACAGGGAAACCAGCCUUGAGCAAAGUUAUUGUUCUGGAGAGAAACUUGCUGAGCAAUUCCACCAUAGUCAAGGUCCAAAUUCAAUCAGGCAGGCCACACCAAAUUCGCAUUCAUCUUGCUUUCAUUGGGCACCCACUUGUAGCAGGUGAUCCUCUUUAUGAUAUCGGUGGGCAACCAAAGUGUUCCGAUCAUAAGUCUGAUGAUGGAAGUUUUUCUCAAGAUGGAGGAUAUGAAAGGCCUGAAAAACCUGUUCCUGGUGACUGUGGCUACCAUUUGCAUGCCCACCAUGUAACUUUUGCCCAUCCUCUGACAGAUGAGGUAAUUGCAAUCACUUCCCCUUUGCCACUCAUCCUACAAACAUUAGAAGAAUCGACAGAGAAGAUGGGGUUCGUCUGA